Messenger RNA from Aspergillus nidulans FGSC A4, 1578 nucleotides. Its product is annotated as ribosome-binding protein NMD3. The record is from RefSeq and is a predicted model, not a curated record. The transcript is spliced from 2 exons. Gene Ontology annotation, biological process: ribosomal large subunit export from nucleus. NCBI's taxonomy places the organism in Eukaryota, Fungi, Ascomycota, Eurotiomycetes, Eurotiales, Aspergillaceae. Gene Ontology annotation, cellular component: nucleus; cytosol; cytoplasm. Bases 1 to 1536 code for a protein of 511 amino acids. Gene Ontology annotation, molecular function: ribosomal large subunit binding; large ribosomal subunit rRNA binding; protein-macromolecule adaptor activity.
AUGGAUAUCGAUGUUCCCGUGCCUAUGGCACCGCAGGCUGAUGGUGCCAGCGAGAUCCCGACAACGCUCUGCUACAAUUGCGGGGCUCCGUUGGUUGGGACGACGAUAUGCCCUGAUUGCAUGAAACUUCAGAUCGAUAUCUCACAGGGCAUCCAACGAGAGGCAGUUCUAAACUUCUGUCGCGAUUGUGAGCGCUGGCUCUUACCUCCGAACUCAUGGCAAGUUGCGGCCCUCGAGUCGCGGGAGUUGUUGGCGCUUUGCUUGAAAAAAUUAAGGGGACUGAACAAAAUUCGAGUGAUCGAUGCGGGAUUCAUCUGGACUGAACCACACUCGCGGAGAAUCAAGGUCAAGCUCACAAUUCAAGACUCUGUGUCCGACGGUGUUAUCCUCCAACAGACUUUUGAGGUCAUAUAUAUUGUCAUGUACCAGCAAUGUCCCGAGUGCGCAAAGUCAUAUACCCCCAACACGUGGCGGGCUUCCGUCCAGGUUCGACAGCAGGUUCUUCACAAGCGAACCUUCCUUUACCUCGAACAGCUCAUCCUCAAGCACAAGGCACACCAAAAUACCAUCAACAUCAAGGAGGCCAAGAACGGAAUUGAUUUCUUCUUCGCCCAGCGAAAUCAUGCGGAAGCGUUCAUCGAUUUUCUUCAUUCUGCGGUGCCCGUGGAGGUCACAAAGUCACAGCAAAUCAUUUCCGAAGAUAUCCACACCUCGACCAAAUCAUACAAAUUCACCUACUCUGCCAAGAUUGUGCCUAUCUGCAAGGACGAUCUAGUUGCCCUACCGAUUAAACUCGCAAAGCAGCUUGGCAACAUAUCACCGCUGCUUCUCUGCAACCGAAUUGGUACCUCAAUUAGUUUCCUGGAUCCCAACACACUUCAGAGCGCCGACCUAAAUUCCCGGAUAUACUGGCGAUCACCGUUCACAUCUCUAGCAGAAGCGAAAGAUCUUGUUGAAUUUAUUGUCUUGGAUGUAGAGCCAACAGGGCAUUCCAGGGGGAAAUGGUUCCAAUCUGAGGUAACGGUCGCCCGAGCGUCCGACUUCAGUGGCGACAAACAAUACUUUACGAGGACGCAUCUCGGCAGCAUCAUCCACCCGGGCGAUUCCGUGCUAGGUUACAUGUUGACUGGAACGAAUUUCAACAACGCCCAGUUUGAUGAAAUCGAGUCGUCCAAUACGUACAGUUCGACCAUUCCGGACGUCAUUCUCGUCAAGAAAUUCUACCCUAGACGCUCGAAGCACACCAAGCGCAACUGGAAGCUCAAGCGCAUGGCCACAGAACACGACCCCUACCUUCUACCCAACAAUAAAGAAUCAGUGGAGAAUGACUUUGAGAUGUUCUUGCGCGAUGUUGAAGAGGACCAGGAGCUACGGGCGACGUUGGCGUUAUAUAAGAACAAGAAGAAGGACGACACGAUGAGUGUGGCGGACACCGACAUGAUGAACGACGACGACGAUGAAGUUCCCAAGAUCAGUAUGGACGAGUUACUGGACGACUUUGAUGACCUCGAAAUUGACGACAACAUGCAAGAUUGAACGUACAUAGUAUGAAUCAAAAGCGGCAAUUCCAGCCCCACA